AUGUCGUCACCAAACGAUUAUACUGUUGGCUGGAUCUGUGCGCUUGUGGUUGAAGCCGUUGCCGCAACGGUCUUUCUAGAUGAGAGACUCAAGGGGCCAGCAACCCAGGAGAAGGACGACACGAACAACUACAAAUUUGGAAAGAUCAAUGAUCAUUAUGUGGUUAUCGCAACACUACCCAAGGGCGAGUACGGGAUUUCUGGGGCAGCUAGCGUAGCAAAAGACCUCACCCGCAGUUUUCCUAAUGUGCGCAUUGGCCUUAUGGUGGGAAUUGGUGGCGGGGCCCCAAGUUCGAAGAAUGACAUCCGCCUUGGCGAUGUCGUGGUCAGCAUUCCAGAGAAAGGACACACCGGCAUUUUUCAGUAUGACUUUGUGGAAUCGGAACAAGACAAGCCGUUCAAAUACACACGAACACUGGAUCAACCUCCUCAGUUGUUGCGUACAGCAGUAGGAUCACUCGAGGUGGACCAUGAAAUAGAUGGUAAUGGCAUCGAAGGCGCUAUUACUAAGGUUUUGGAACAGAACCCCAAUCUCAAGAAGAAAUAUGGACGACCAUCUGACGACACAGACAUCCUAUUCCAGCCUACAGUCGUCCACGUUGGAGGAGAGUCGUGUGAUGCUUGCAGCAUAGAUGAGGCCGAUGUUAUGGAUCGUGAGUUACGGCAAAAUGAUAGAACUUUGAUUCAUUACGGCACAAUCGCCUCGGCAAACACAUUGAUGAAGGAUGCCAUUUUGAGAAACAGUCUAGCGCUACAAAAUAACGUUUUGUGUUUCGAAAUGGAGGCCGCAGGACUGAUGAAUGGCUUCUGGUGUCUUGUUAUUCGUGGCAUCUGUGACUACUCAGACUCUCAUAAGAACAAAGCCUGGCGAGGUUAUGCAGCUAUGGCAGCAGCGGCAUAUGCAAAGCAAAUUGUUAAUAGUAUUCGGCCACCGCAAGUCGAAGAAGUACCAAGAUUAGGCAGAAUUGAAACACAAAUUCAUGAGAUCGCCCAAACAGCUCAAGACGUACGAUCACAUCAAGAGAAGGAAGUUGACCGCCAUAUCAUGAGUUGGCUUUCCUCGACAGACUUUGGAAAGCAGCAGACUGACAACUUGAGGAAGUGGCAACCAGGGACUGUUCAAUGGCUGCUCGAUUCCGCCGAGUAUCAGAGAUGGGUUCAAGAGAAAGGACAGAUACUCUUUUGCCCAGGCAUCCCAGGAGCUGGAAAGAGUGUCUCUGCAUCAGUCAUGGUCAAUGAUCUCACUCAGCGGUUCUCUAGUGACUCAAAUACUGGGAUUGUGUGUGUCUAUUGCAGCUACACACAGAAAGACAGUCAGAACACCAUCAACCUUUUGGGAGGUAUCCUAAAACAGCUUUGUCAACGUCGGGGCUCCGUUCCCCAAGUUGUGCAAGAUCUUUACAUCAGUCAUCAGAAUGAACAAACUGGGCCGCAGUACGAAGGAAUCAUGCAAGCUCUAAAGUCUCAUCUCAGAGACUACUCACAAGUCAUGGUCGUAGUUGACGCACUGGACGAGUGGCAACCUCCUCAGGACGAUCGAUUCAACUUCGUGGAUGAAUUGCUGCACAUACAUAGCGAGUGUCAAGUGAAUCUAUUUGUGACCUCGCGCUUCGUUCCAGCAAUCGAAGCCAAGUUCCAGGGAUAUCCGUGCUGCCAAAUCAGGGCCAAUCAGGACGAUAUUUACCGAUACAUUGAGGACUACAAUUGGCCAUUACUAAGUCUCAUUGGCAGGAGAUCAGACCUGCAGCAAGAGAUUAAAUCCUGUGUUUGUCAAGCUGCCAAUGGAAUGUUCCUCUUGGCUCAAUUCUAUCUGACCUCCCUAGAGGACAAGACCACAGCAAGAGAAGUAAAGGAUGCACUGAGAAUGUUCCAAAAUCGGGCUGAGCGUAAAGAUCACGACCGGAACCUUGACAUGCUGGCAGAAGCAUACGAUGAGGUGAUGGUUCGGAUUAACCAACAGGGCGAAAACUACAAACGCAUAGCCCACCAAGUAUUAUCUUGGGUAUGUUAUGCAAACAGGGAGCUCUACGUGAGAGAACUCCAGGCCGCCAUAGCUGUACGAGAGGACGAAUUCGACGUUGAUGAAGACGAUUUAUCCGACAUAAGCCUCUUGCUCUCAGUAUGUUGUGGGAUAGUCGUACUUGGCAAGGCAACCAAAACCAUACAGUUGGUUCACUACACGGCGCAGGACUACUUUUUCCACAAACAGGAGGACUGGUUUCCUGAUGUGCACUCCUAUCUCGCUAAGCAAUGCAUCAACUACCUGUCACUGGAGAAAUUCAAGGAUGGACUGCCUGUCCCUGCAGAUGCCAACACUAAGUGGCUGCCAAUUUGUACCGACGAAACCGUAAUUCAACUGAUGAAAGCGGGCUCAAGUCCUCGCUACCACCUGGAAAUUACACCUGGCUGGUAUGCCCUUUAUGAGUAUGCGGCAGUGUCCUGGGGUCAUCAUGUACGUAGAGCCACGAUAUCAGCUUCGAAUGUGGAUCAAACAGCAGUCAACUUUCUCCACAGCGAAAAGAAGAUCAACGCGGCAAUAAAAGUACAACUUGAGACACGCGGCCCUCAUCGGUUUCCACAACGUGGCAGCAUGAACAACAACUUAUCAAUCAAUGGAUUGCACCUGGCUGCGUUUUGUGGCCUUGAUCGAGUUAUUCAAUUGUUGUUAGCCACUUUUGAAGUCAAUUCACAGGACAACAACGGUCGAACUGCUCUUAGUUGGGCAUCACAGGCCGGCUGGUCUACUGCUGUGAAGCGACUACUCUUAGCAGAUGCCGAUUUUGAUGUCGUGGAUGGCCGUGGACGCACGCCGCUUCAUUUAGCUGCUAGAUCCAACCACGUCGAAGUCGUACAACUGCUUAUUGAUAACGGUGUUAAUAUUGACGCUAUUGACUCUGACGGAUGCACGCCGCUACAUUCCGCUGCGGAAUUCAACCAGGUCGAAGUCGUACAACUACUUAUUGACGCCGGUGUUGAUAUUGAUACACCUGAUUCCAAUGGAAAUACGGCAUUAGACCAUGCUGCCAAGUUUAAUUAUGUUAAAGUCAUACGACUGCUAAUUGAUGCCGGUGUUAAUAUUGACGCUAUUGACUCUCAUGGACGCACGCCGCUACAUUCCGCUGCGAGAUUCAACCAGGUCGAAGUCCUACAACUGCUUAUUGACGCCGGUGUUAAUAUUGAUACACUUGAUUCCAAUGGAAAUACGGCACUACAUCAUGCUGCUCACUCUCGUUGCAUCAAAGUCAUACCGCUGCUCCUUAAUGCCGGUAUUGAUACUCACAUAGCCAACUCCAACGGAGUAAUGGCUCUGCACUAUGCUGCUCAGUCUCACCGCGUUAAAGUCAUACAACUGUUUAUCGAUGCCGGUAUGAAUAUUCAUACAGCUGACUCCAACAGAAAUACAGCUCUACACUAUGCUGCUCAAACUAAUAACAUCGAAGUUAUGCAAGUGCUUAUUGAUGCCGAUCUUAAUGUCGAUGCAGUUGACUCCAAUGGAGAUACUGCUCUUCAUCAUGCUGCUCAAACUAAUAACAUCGAAGUUAUGCAAGUGCUUAUUGAUGCCGAUGUUAAUGUCGAUGCAGUUGACUCCAAUGGAGAUACGGCUCUUCAUCAUGCUGCUCGGUUAGGUCAUGACAAGAUUGUCCACCAACUGUUAACAAACACGGCAAGCUUUGAUAUAAGUAACAAUAGUGGUAAGCUUCCGCUUAACAUAGCUGUACGGAAAGGCAUUAGGUCAAUCUACGAAACCUUUUGUAAUGCAGGGGCAAAUCUCAGUUGUGUUGGCAAAGACAGGCGUACUGUGCUCAUGGAGGCAGUGGAUGUCGAUGAUGAGUCUCUUGUCGAAAGGCUUAUUGAACAGAAGGUCAAUUUGGAGGCUAAGGAUUGUCUGGGUCGCACUGCUCUGAUGGCAGCAUGCGAAAGAGGCAACUCAAGAGUUGUCAAUUUGCUUCUGCAGCAUAAUGCCAGGCUGGAUGUUCAAGAUGGCAGAGGCCGGACUGCAUUGAUGAAAGCAAUUGAGAAAUCGCAAGCAGAGGUUGUUGCACAGCUAUUACAAGCCAACUCAGUGCGAAAAGACGCCUGCAUGAAACCAGAUGACUACGGAGCCGCUCUGGGCUUUGAACUCUCCGGAGGCACACAACGGCUUGCCGUUUUUGUCAACAUAUCAAGCAAAUCAUGA
Fusarium sp. VM40 is the source of this 4176-nucleotide messenger RNA. The record is from the annotation of a GenBank genome assembly. NCBI's taxonomy places the organism in Eukaryota, Fungi, Ascomycota, Sordariomycetes, Hypocreales, Nectriaceae.